CCGGGGGCGGACUGGGGCGGGCGGAAGGAGAGCCAGGCCGGAAGGAGGCUGCCGGAGGGCGGGAGGCAGGAGCGGGCCAGGAGCUGCUGGGCUGGAGCGGCGGCGCCGCCAUGUCCGACAGCGAGAAGCUCAACCUGGACUCGAUCAUCGGGCGCCUGCUGGAAGUGCAGGGCUCGCGGCCUGGCAAGAAUGUACAGCUGACAGAGAACGAGAUCCGCGGUCUGUGCCUGAAAUCCCGGGAGAUUUUCCUGAGCCAGCCCAUUCUUCUGGAGCUGGAGGCACCCCUCAAGAUCUGCGGUGACAUACACGGCCAGUACUACGACCUUCUGCGACUAUUUGAGUAUGGCGGUUUCCCUCCCGAGAGCAACUACCUCUUUCUGGGGGACUAUGUGGACAGGGGCAAGCAGUCCUUGGAGACCAUCUGCCUGCUGCUGGCCUAUAAGAUCAAGUACCCCGAGAACUUCUUCCUGCUCCGUGGGAACCACGAGUGUGCCAGCAUCAACCGCAUCUAUGGUUUCUACGAUGAGUGCAAGAGACGCUACAACAUCAAACUGUGGAAAACCUUCACUGACUGCUUCAACUGCCUGCCCAUCGCGGCCAUAGUGGACGAAAAGAUCUUCUGCUGCCAUGGAGGCCUGUCCCCGGACCUGCAGUCCAUGGAGCAGAUUCGGCGGAUCAUGCGGCCCACAGACGUGCCUGACCAGGGCCUGCUGUGUGACCUGCUGUGGUCUGACCCUGACAAGGACGUGCAGGGCUGGGGCGAGAACGACCGUGGCGUCUCUUUUACCUUUGGAGCCGAGGUGGUGGCCAAGUUCCUCCACAAGCAUGACUUGGACCUCAUCUGCCGAGCACACCAGGUGGUAGAAGAUGGCUACGAAUUCUUUGCCAAGCGGCAGCUGGUGACACUUUUCUCAGCUCCCAACUACUGUGGCGAGUUUGACAACGCUGGCGCCAUGAUGAGCGUGGACGAGACCCUCAUGUGCUCCUUCCAGAUCCUCAAGCCCGCCGACAAGAACAAGGGGAAGUACGGGCAGUUCAGUGGCCUGAACCCUGGAGGCCGACCCAUCACCCCACCCCGCAAUUCCGCCAAAGCCAAGAAAUAGCCCCCGUGCACCACCCUGUGCCCCAGAUGAUGGAUUGAUUGUACAGAAAUCAUGCUGCCAUGCUGGGGGGGGGGGGUCACCCGGCCCCUCAGGCCCACCUGUCACGGGGAACAUGGAGCCUUGGUGUAUUUUUCUUUUUUUUUUAAUGAAUCAAUAGCAGCGUCCAGUCCCCCAGGGCUGCUUCCUGCUUGCACCUGCGGUGACUGUGAGCAGAAUCCUGGGGCUGAGGCUGCAGCUCAGGGCAACGGCAGGCCAGGUCGUGGGUCUCCAGCCGUGCUUGGCCUCAGGGCUGGCAGCCGGAUCCUGGGGCAACCCAUCUGGUCUCUUGAAUAAAGGUCAAAGCUGGAUUCUC
Messenger RNA from Symphalangus syndactylus (siamang), 1455 nucleotides. It is a transcript of the gene PPP1CA, whose product is annotated as protein phosphatase 1 catalytic subunit alpha. The record is from RefSeq and is a predicted model, not a curated record. Gene Ontology annotation, molecular function: protein serine/threonine phosphatase activity. Lineage: Eukaryota; Metazoa; Chordata; Mammalia; Primates; Hylobatidae. Gene Ontology annotation, cellular component: nucleus; cytoplasm.